Molecule: messenger RNA, 5239 nt
Organism: Trachemys scripta elegans
Lineage: Eukaryota; Metazoa; Chordata; Testudines; Emydidae
Gene: ATXN7L1
Product: ataxin 7 like 1
Exons: 12
Coding region: 153-2657 (834 amino acids)
Source: RefSeq, a predicted model, not a curated record
GGAGCAGGGGCUGACACUACCCCCGUGUGGGCGGCGGAACGUCCCGAGGAUGACGUGCGGCGUUCUCGAAUCCCGUGGCUGGCUCGCUCGCUCGCUGCUGGUGCCGAAGGAAACGGGAAAAGCAACAAGAAGGCAGGAGCAGGAGCGGCGCCAUGGCGGCCCUGGAGCGGCCCGUGCCCAGUCCCGAGGCGUUCCUGGGCCAGCCCUGGGCCGCCUGGGUCCGGGAGGCCGCCCCCCCGCACGCGCACUGCGCCGCCCCCCCGCACAGUGUAGAUCUAGAAGAGACUGGAAAAGAGGGUGGAAAAAGCAGGGAGGUUAUGAGGCUUAAUAAAGAAGAUAUGCACUUAUUUGGCCAUUAUCCAGCUCAUGACGAUUUCUAUCUAGUAGUGUGCAAUAUCUGCAAUCAGGUAGUCAAGCCACAGGUUUUCCAGUCGCACUGCGAACGAAGACACAAUUCAAUGUGUAAACCUUCCCCAUCUCCAGCUUCUCCACCCUCCAAUUCCAGGACAUCACUAGUACAAAUUAAACAGAAAUCCUGUAUCAGCGGCCAUAACCCUGUCAGCAGCAACUCAAAGCCAUUCAAAACUCCCAAAGACAAUCUACUUACCUCCACUAGCAAACAGCACACAGUCUUUCCUUCAAAAGUAUCAAGGGAUAAACCAUGUGUUCCUGUUCCUGUAGUCAGUCUAGAGAAAAUUCCUAACCUAGUGAAGGCAGAUGGUGCCAAUGUUAAAAUGAAUUCUACAACCACUACCACCAUCACCUCCUCCUCAGCCUCUUCAUCCACCAUACCUGCUCCAACUUUGGUUAAAUCUUCUUUGACAUCUAAGUCAGUGCCACCAUCACCAGAAAAGAUUCUGAACGGCAAAGGAAUUCUAGCUCCUUCAAUAGACAAGAAACACCAAAACGGCACUAAAAGCAGUAACAAGCCUUACAAAAGACUUUCAGAAAGAGAAUUUGACCCAAAUAAACACUGUGGAGUACUGGAUCCUGAAACAAAGAAACCUUGCACAAGAUCACUCACCUGCAAGACUCAUUCGCUUAACCAUCGACGAGCAGUUCCAGGUCGCAAAAAACAGUUUGACAUCCUUCUAGCUGAACACAAAGCUCGAUCCAGGGAAAAAGAAGUUGCAAAAGACAAGGAGCAUCCACAGUCUAUAAGGGAAACCCAUCCGAGCCAUCCUACACCAGCACAGGAUUCUUUGACAGGAUCUUUACUGAACUCUGGGCAAGAACCUAAAGUAACAUUUCCUGCAAAAUCUAGACCACCCAAUUCUGUACUUGCUAGACCAUCAUCUGCAAAUAGUGUAAACAGCAACAGUUCUUCAAACCACAGUGGCUAUGUACCAGAACUGCCACUACCUUCCAUGGGAGGAGAUUUAGCUAGUAGACUGUCCAGUGAUGAAGGAGAAGUGGAUGGAGCUGAAGAAUCCGAGAAAUUAGACUGUCAUUUUUCUGGACACCACCCGAGGCCUCUUGGGUUUUGUUCAUAUGGCAGUCGCUUAAUGGGAAGAGGAUACUAUGUAUUUGACAGAAGAUGGGACCGUUUUCGAUUCGCACUAAACUCCAUGGUAGAAAAACACUUGAAUUCACAGAUGUGGAAGAAAAUUCCUCCUGCGGCAGAUAGCCCUAUGCCUUCUCCAGCAGCACAUAUCACCACCCCUUUGCCGGCAUCGGUUUUACAGCCUUUCAGCAACCCCAAUGCAGUGUAUAUUCCUUCAACACCCAUCAGCUCAAGAAUCACUUCUUCUUACAUAAUGACAUCAGCCAUGUUAUCGAACGCAGCCUUUGUGACAGCGUCGGAUACGAAUUCAAUUGUGUCACACACCACAGCUUUUCCUCAUGUGGCUGCAAGUUUAAGUAUCAUGGACUCAACUUUUAAGGCACCAUCAGCUGUGUCACCAGUGCCAGCAGUCAUCCCUUCCCCAUCCCACAAGCCAUCCAAAACAAAAACCAGCAAAUCCUCAAAAGUCAAAGACCUAUCGUCUCGUAACGAUGAGUCUUCAAGUAACAAAAAGAAAAAGUCACAGUCUUCUUCCUCUUCAUUAUCUUUGCAAACAUCCUCCUCGUCUUCAUUUUCAGGGUCCCACAAAAAGAACUGUGUCCUGAACUCUAGUUCAACUUUGAACUCCUAUCAGGCUACAUCUUCCUAUAACAGUAUGUCUGUACACAAUACAAACAAUGGAACAAGCCCACUCAGUGCCAAAUCGGAGCCCUCAGGACGGACUUCAUUAGCAAGUAGCUCAACUGACUCAGUAAAACACAUGAGCAUGGUAGUAAGCAGUAUUGAUUCCUCUAAUUUGUCUGCAUCCUCCUUUGUGCACCAUUCAGGGGACCAUUCCCUGGCAGUACAUAAUGCAGUGUCUUCUCUACCCCUUUCUUUUGACAAAUCAGAAGGAAAAAAACGUAAAAACUCUAGUACUAGUAGCAAAGCCUGUAAAAUCACUAAAAUGCCUGGUAUGAUUAGUGUUCACAAAAAGAGCACUGCCAACCUUAUUUCUACGGUGCCAGAUCCUCCAAACAGCUCUCUCUCUCGGCAGAUUGGAAAAAAUAGCAGUGUAGCUUUGUCACAAUCCAGUCCUUCAAGUACAUCAAACCCAGUACACAACAGACAAAAAACAUCAAAUCGGACUGGUAGGAUAAGGACUCUUCCAUAGCAAGGAAAAGGAACCAGCCUAUAAUCUCUAGCUCUCAGCAACCCUACACCACAGAGUUUUUAUUUUCUGUGUCCUGCAGGUGGAUUUAACCUUUUAUCAGUUUGUGGUUCUAAAUUAAAUUUACAGAAAACUGCUAUAAUAGUGGAUUGUUUAGUUUCUCGCUUGUAUUUGCCACUGAUCUGUGCAUUCUGCUUUGUUCUGUUUCAUGCCUUCUCAAGCUGUUAAUGUUGCUUUGCUCCCUUUGUUUCUUACAACAGUAACAGUGGACAUUCCAAAAUAAUCUAAUUCAUGGCUUGGAUUUUAAAUUGUCCCCCAAAAUUGUUGUCAUUAAUUACAAACUACAUUAAUCUCUGGAUUUGUGCUUGUUUUAUGGAUAAAAAAUAUUACCUAGUGCAUUUCUCAGCAGUUUGUAACAAUUGGGGCAUUGCAACUUUAAGAACUAAUUUUGAUGGGUGCUCAGCUCCCAUAACUCCCAUUGACUUCAUUGGGAGUUCUGAGUGCUCAGCGUCUCUGAGGAUCAGGCUCUUAAGGAGUCUGUACUCCAAUCAACGCAUGGAGGAUUUACACAUCUAACUCCUGCUAAAGUUAGUAGGAACGCAACGUGAAAAUUCCCCAUAUCGUGGUGGGAGUUGUGACCCCUAAUAUCAUACUAUUGGUUUGCUUCAUUAAACAAUUUGGGUUUGCAAGGACAGGAGUUGAACAGAUUGGUUUGCAUCAAUAGAAUUGCACUGACAGUGUUUCUUAUAGGAUUACUGAUUUUUUUUAUAUAAAAUGUAGAUUUUAUAAUCAGAAAAUUGAUACCAGGUACUGGAACAUUAGUACAGAGGAAUUAAUUUUUAUUUCUACAGUGUUAAAAGUGCACUUAUAUGCUGGUUUAUUUACAUCUUGGGGAAAGGAGAGACUGCAGAUAGUAAGGAGAUUACUUUUUUCUUUUUUUAAAAAAGAAGGCUUAAGGCAGAUUUUAAGAAUUAUAAAAUGUUUAAGGAAUUAUAAACGAGGCUAGAUCCUUUGAAAAAAGUUUAGAAGAUAUUCUUAAAGUAAAUUUUUAUAGUGUUAAUUUUGUAAUAAUUUAUGUUUUACUAUAUUUCGGAGCUAGCUGACCGGAAUAGUUUCAGAAACAGUAUGAAAUGUAGGAAAGUUUAAGCAAUGUUUAUAUUUUUAAAAUGUUCUUUGAAUUGUUUUUAUUGAACAUUUCUUCAGACUGAAAAAUGUGUACAUAUCUUUGUUAUUUUUGCACAAUUUUUGUCUUGUUCAGUUUUAGAAGCAGAACUAUGUUUGUUUUUUAAUUUAUUUUGGUUGUAAAACUGCAGGAAUUUAAAAAUCUUAGUAACAAAGUUACCCUCUGUAAUUGAUGAAGUGUCCCUCUGCUUCCAGAGGAAAAACAGUGCUUUUGGGAUUCAGCGGCUGCUUCUGAGAAAUAAUGCUUGUCAGUGACUGAAGGAGUAAUUCAUUAGUUUUAAGAAUUUUUAGCUCUUUACAUGCAUCUUUUAAUUGGAAAGCUGGAACAUGGAGACUAACCUUUGAAUGCUGCUUAAAUUUGUUUUCAACUGGCUUAGGCCUGACAGCAUUUGGUGAAAGCUAAGUAUCAAGUGAAAACCCAUGGUAUUUCUCCCUUCAUUAAAGAAGCAUUAUUUGAUUUUAUAUGUAUUAAAAACUUCAGCCUGAAAAGUGAAAUGGAAAUAAACCUUUUUAAAAAUGGAUAUAAACUGGACCAGCCUAUAAUGCAUUAUUAGUGUAGCAUUCACUCAGCAGUUCUUUUUCUCCCUCAUUUGCCUGAAGAUCUUGUGAUUUGUUUCCAGCAAUAUAGGCUCAGAAGCUUUGGUUGUUACACAUACGCAAUGCAUAGGCCCGUCAGCCAUAAAAAAAAUAAAAAAAGCAACUUGGAUAACUUGUAUGCCUUCUUUUGUAUUGAUGUAACAAUUGUAAAUAGUGCUGAUCGACCUUUGUAGAGAAUAGUUUAUACGGCAUAUUCUAUUAUUGCUGAUUCUCAGUGAACUAUUGUUUUAAAAAAAGAAAAAAAAUGAAAUUUUUCUAUUUACACCUUAUAUUUUGUUAUGCUGUUGACCCAUGGCACUUUAACAAAACUCUGUGGGUUUUGCAUAGCUGGUCAGUCAUGGGGUAUAUUAAAUAACUGUUGUUGCACAGAAAUGAAUUUGCACCUGCUAUAUUGUGCUUUCCUACUUCAGAUUUUAGAAAUUUUUCCAGAAAACUUUUGAAGAAAGCAUGUCCAAUCAUUCUAAAAAAAAUAAUGCCAUACUUGUACAGUCAAUUUCUUUUCUACAGUCCAUAUUUUGUAACACUAAGUAUUUUCAUUCUUUGUCCUGCACCUUUCUGUGUUAGCAGUAUCAAAUAGAAUUCAUUCCAUGCUUGUGAUAAUUGUAAGCAGAAUAAAUGUCUAAAGUAGGUGUAAAUAGUAAAUUCUAUGGCUUACAGUUUAAAAAAAGGAAAAACAGAACAAACAUGUAUCUGAUUGAUACUGCCAUGGUUCAACACCGGGCCUGGAGAUAUUCUCUAGUGAGCGAUUGUAUUUUUUGUUUUUUGCUUUAUUUUUUUUUUUUUUUUUUGUAACAUGGCUUUGUAAA